AUGGCGUUCGCAUUCCAUACCCAACCCACACCGUCCAUCGCGAAGUCUCAAUCCCAGUUUGAGUGCAAACCGCAAUCGAGCCGUCACUCUCAGAGCCCAUCCGACAGUCUAUCGAAAAGCUUCUCCAAGACUCCCACCGUCGUCUACACCCUCGUCGCACCAGGAGAGCAGUUGCAUUUGCUCGCCUAUCUCCAGCCCAACAUCCUUCCGAGGACAUUCCGCAACUUAAGUCUCUUCGACUUGCCACAAGAGAUACAGGAGAUCAUCUACGCAAACUUAAUCACCGGCGCCGCCACUAGUACCACCCCUACGUCGUUCAUGGCAUCCUGCCAUCGUGCCCUUUACUAUGCCCGCAAGAUACUUAUCCCAAAGAUGGUUCUCGUCUCGAACUUCCACAUGGGAAUAUGGCCCGCGGAUUGGACCGACAUUGAGAGAGAAGUCGUGGAUAUUCCUCCACUUCCACUAGGAGUCAAGGCGCUCUCGGUUGAAUUCUAUGUCGAGGAGUCGAACAACACCGAAGACGUCGAGCCAGAUGAAGAACUCUCCCAGGAUCUCUGCCAAUACCUUACCAAACAGGCCUUAAACGGCUUGCACGCUGCCGUCAUUAUCUCUUCUCUGCGUACCAGACGUGUUACUCGCGACGACAGGGCGCUGUGCGAUCGUGCUGUCUUUCAAGCAAUCGCAUUUCAUACAUGCGUGCUGCAAGAGUACAGAGUCGGGUUGUGGUAG
Messenger RNA from Zymoseptoria tritici IPO323, 729 nucleotides. RefSeq lists its product as uncharacterized. Bases 1 to 729 code for a protein of 242 amino acids. The transcript is spliced from 2 exons. Lineage: Eukaryota; Fungi; Ascomycota; Dothideomycetes; Mycosphaerellales; Mycosphaerellaceae. The record is from RefSeq and is a predicted model, not a curated record.